This is a messenger RNA of Oreochromis aureus, 10257 nucleotides long. RefSeq names its product AF4/FMR2 family, member 2 (gene aff2). Gene Ontology annotation, cellular component: nuclear speck; nucleus. The record is from RefSeq and is a predicted model, not a curated record. Gene Ontology annotation, biological process: regulation of RNA splicing. Gene Ontology annotation, molecular function: G-quadruplex RNA binding. Lineage: Eukaryota; Metazoa; Chordata; Actinopteri; Cichliformes; Cichlidae. The transcript has 26 exons. The coding region runs from base 52 to 4773 and encodes 1573 amino acids.
CGUAGCACCACCUUUGGAUUUUAACCACCAACAGCACCAGCCCAAGCGGCAAUGGAUCUCUUUGAAUUCGACUUUUUCAGAGACUGGGAGCUUGAACAACCAUGUCAUCUGGAGUCAGAGCGCAGCGCUCUGAAGAGGAGAGAGUGGGAGAGGAGGAACCAGGAGGUCCAACAGGAUGAGGACUUGUUCUCUACUGGAUUCAACCUGUUUGGAGAACCCUAUAAAACUAAUAAAGGUGAUGCAUUGGCCAAUCGUGUCCAGAACACGCUGGGCUCGUAUGAAGAAAUGAAAGACCUGUUAACCAGCCAUUCCAACCAGAGCCACUUGGUGGGAAUCCCCAAAGGAACAACAGCGAACAGCAACCUGCCGCAAGCCCCGACCACGUCAGCGACAGAGAGACCCGCCAUGGAGCCAUCCCAGCUUUUUAACGAAGCCCUGAGAGGAGGAGCAGGUGGAGGAGGAGGAGGUGGAGGAGCAGAGACAGGUGGGGACAAGAAGACAGGGAAUACACCCUCUUCCUCUACAGCUUCAAUGCAACCACCCCCUUCAACCACAUCAUCGUCAACAGCAAUCCCACAUCAGAACUCCAAAAAGUCCCGGAGCUCCAUGGACUGGUCAAGGGCAGGCCACGGACAGAGCACCCAGGGGACAGGCCUUGUUGUGGGGGUAGGUCAGAGUGGGCAGGGGCAGGUGACAGCAGGAGCUACCACCAGCAGAGGGAAAAUGUCUUUAUUGGAUGAGCAGCAAAGACACGACGAGCUGUUCAGCUCGCUCAAAGAUGAACUUGGUCUAAAAGAAGACUCAAGCCCUUCUUCUUCCUCAUCAUCUUCCUCUUCCUCUUCUUCUAGAAGGCACUCAUCCCACCCAGCCAAAACCCACCCACUCGCCGAUGGUGGCAACUUUCGAUCUGCUGCCAUGGAUGGUGGCCACUUUAAGUCUUCCACUAAUGCAGAAAAUGGUGGCUAUUUUAAAUCCUCCCCAUUCGAAAGUGAGACAGGCUCCCACCUCUGUACAUCGUCCUCCCCGCUGGCAUCCACCUCAGUUCUGACAACACCCACUCCAGGUCUAACCACGCCCACAUCUGGAUUGACCACGCCCACAUUCCCACCUGGUAGCCUAUCAGGGAAGCCGAUAGCUGUACAACAGAAGCCUACAGCGUAUGUUCGACCAAUGGAUGGCCAAGACCAGGCGCCUAGUGACUCUCCCCAACUUAAACCCCCUCUAGUGGCCACAGAGGGAUUUAACAGCAGUCAGGCUUAUGGAGGAAACUCUGGAAAUGCGAAGAAUAAACUGCCCAAGCUGAGCCUCAACCACACAGGAGAGGUCAGCCUACCAAACGACUCCAGCUGUGUUGAAGAGAUUCUGCGGGAGAUGACCCAUUCCUGGCCUCCUCCACUAACAGCCAUACACACUCCUGGGAAAGCUGAUCAGACCAAAUUUCCCAUCCCAAACAAGGAGUCACAGCAUGUGACCUCGGGCUACAACACCCAGAAGCGAUGUACUGUAUCAGCUAACAAGCCUGCUGCUAAACCACCAACUGCACCGCAGAAGUCAAUGUUGGAGGAUGACCUGAAGAUCAGCAGCGACGAGGAAGAGGCCGAACAACAGGUGUCCGACAAGCCUAAAGCCAGAGCCGCAGCCCUGAGUGGUGCAUCAGGGAGCAGCAGUGAAUCAGAAAGCAGCUCAGAGUCUGACACCGACGAGUCUGAGAGCAGCUCCAGUGACAGCGAGUAUAAUCAGGCCUCCCGCACAAACACUCCAGAGCCCGAGCCGCCAUCCACUAACAAGUGGCAGCUGGACAGCUGGUUGAAUAAGGUCCAAGCUCAGACCAAACCCCUGGUUCCCCCACAACAAGAACAUCAUGGCACAGGCUCCAUCAACCAGGGUCCAGAGACAUUCUCCCCAGCCAAUGAAGCACCGGGAGUGGGUACAGCUGCCAAGACCAAGCCCUGUGGAUCCAGCAGUACGCCUGUUCCAGCUGCACCUACAGUGGAGCACAAGGACACAAGGGCAGCUUUCUGCCCGGGCAGAGAGAAGGCAAAGGCCAAGCUGAGCCAGAAGGCCUCGGGGGAGAGCCAGAGGUCUAAGAUGAGGCUGUCGCUGGGCCUGUUGUCGGGGCCUGAGGUCACGACCCCAAGGAGGAACACCACAGGGAAGAAACAGCCCAGACGGACAGAGAGGUCAAACAGCGUGGAGGAUAAUCAGAACCAGACAUGGAACAGAGCAAACCAGCACAGCCCCGCAGCGAGGGAGAAGGACCUGUUGCCUCCCCCCUCCCUGGAGCAUCAGAACCCCCCGAGGCCGCGUAGUAAACCUCCCAGUGGGAAAACAGCCCCAAGGAAAGAACCUCGCAGUGCUACCAACUCAAACACCAACACAGCCACUCCACCAGCAGCGCUACAGCAAACCCCACUGCCAGUACCUGCUGUCAGUGUAAACCAGGACAAGCGGAAACACAGAGGUCCCAGCACCAGGAUCACACCCAAGUCCAGAGAAUUCAUCGAAACAGAUUCCUCCUCCUCUUCGUCAGAAUGCCAGUCGGAUACGGAGGAAGCCAUCAAAAUCCCAGCUUUGCCGCCACAGACGACACGCUCUGCGAUUAACACGCAGACUCUGUCCAACGCGCACAUGCACGCGCCUCUUCUCCCAUGCCUUGGCUCUGCUGGCGGUGUGGGGAGUCUGGGAACAUUUGGAGGGAAGGGACUUCGAGUCAAAGAUGGUAGCAACGUGCCCACUAACGGUAGCAGCAGCAGUAGUAACGGUAGCAUCGGCGGCAGUAGUAACGGCAGCAGUAGUAGCUGUAACUCCCUGAGCAUUAGCAACAUAAGUGGUUCAUUUGGCACCUCUGUUCCCGAUCCUGGAGGGUUAGGAGGGCAGAGCAAAGACCUGGAGCCCAUGUCACCGCCUUCCAAUCUGGGACACGAGGUGCUUCUCUCACCCUUGAGGGAAUACCAUGAGAUCCAGAGUUUAUGGGUGAAAAUUGACCUGAGUCUGCUCAGCAGGGUGCCCGGCCAGGCCGCGGGGGAAAGAUCAAGGGUGGGAAUUGCAGAAAGGGAUGGGAGCGAGGGGAGAGACAGAGAGAGACAAGGGGAGAGGGAGAGGAUAGGUGUGGCAGAGAGGGAGAGACAGAAGCAGGAAGACAGAGAGUGGCCGGGGCUCAGGGAGAGACAGAAGCUGACGAAAGGGGAGAGACAGGAGGAAGAAAAUGAGCGAUUAGUGCAGGACAGAGAGAGGCAAGGUGACAGAGAGCGAUUAACAGAGAGAGAGAGGCCGAUGGACAGAGAGGACAGGGAAAGACUCGGACUUGGGGAGAGAGAGAGGACGGCGGUGAGGGACAGAGAGAAGAUGUGCCAGGGUCUGGGGGUCCUGGACAACAAUCCUGUGCAAGAGCAGACUAAUCCCAGGCUGGCUGUGAGGACGGAGAGAGCAGAGAACGGAGGUAAACACAGAAGGCAGGCGGCUGCAAACAUGGUGGUUCCACCCGAGAAACACACAAGCAAGAGCAAGAGGAAACACAAGUCGGACCACGGAGACUCAUCAGUGAACUGCAAUAAGAAGCUGCGAUUGGACAAAGACUGUCUGCUCCUCCCACCCUGCAUCUCUCCAAUACACAACCAUAAGAGCAGCACGGCAGAUAGCUCUCUGAACAGGAAGCAGUCCCGACGGCACGAUGACAAGCUGCUCCCGCCGCUCCUGUCCCCUCUGUCUGAUGAUCCGCCUCGCAAACGGGCCUGCGACAGCAGCUCCUCUCUCAGCCAGGAGGCGAGCGCCGCUGGGAUGCUGCCCUGUGCCGGCUCUGCCGCUUCCACCUCCUCUUCCUCACACAGACACCGGAGAGGUGAAGGAAAGGCAUCAGCGCAUGUGAGAAAUGGCAGUGAUAUGGAUUCCCAUGGCGAGAAGCCCUGUGGAGACGGUUACCAUACCAACGGUCAUUCAGACUCGGAGGUGUGGUCGGAACCCCUGAUGGACCCUGCAGAACCCCGCAGGCCCAAACUCUCCUUCAGUGACACGGUCCACAGUGCUGACUACUACAUGCAGGAGGCCAAGAGACUGAAGCACAAGGCUGAUGCUUUGAUGGACAAAUUUGGGAAAGCAGUGAACUACGCAGACGGCGCUCUGUCUUUCAUAGAGUGUGGAAAUGCUAUGGAGCGAGAUCCACUAGAGGCCAAAUCACCAUAUACAAUGUACUCUGAGACUGUGGAACUAAUCAGGUAUGCCAUGAGGUUGAAGAACUUCACCAGCCAUUUAGCCACCAUCUCUGAGAAGAAACUCGCCGUGUUGUGUAACCGCUGUCUGUCUCUGCUAUAUCUGAGGAUGUUCCAUCUGAAGAAAGACCACGCUGUCAAGUACUCGCGGUCGCUCAUGGAGUACUUCAAGAAUUCAGCCAAGAGUUCCCACCAAGCACCCUCUCCCUGGAGGACCAAUGGAAAGGUCAACGGGACUCCGUCUCCUCUGUCACUUAGCCCUUCUCCAGCCAGCAACGGAGGAGGAGCGGGAGGAGGAUCCGGAGGUGUACCGGGGUCAUCGGGCAGCGUGGCUAUCCCCCAGAGGAUUCACCACAUGGCUGCCAGUCACGUUAACAUCACAAACAACAUCCUGCGGAGCUACGAACACUGGGAGACGGCUGACAGACUGGCCGCUGAGAGCCAAGAUUUCUUCCAGGAGCUGGACUCUGUGAUGGAGCCGUUGAGUCAGCAGAGCAGCAUGACAGAGCUGGUUCGCUACGUCAGGCAGGGACUGCACUGGCUCCGCAUAGAGGCUCACCUGCUGUAAAGACUGGACUAGAGCCAACAUUAAGAAAAAGAAGAAAUGGGCUGGGAGCUAGAACUCGGGUAACAAGUGAGAUGAGACCCAGAACGAUGCUUCAGCUCCCACUGGGAUCCUUUGAAUGUCUCAACACCAUGCAUGGUAAUAUAAUGGCUUGCACCAGGUGGAUUAAUUGGGCUGAAAUCACCUUUAAUUAGGAGUGAACAGUAACUAAGUUUGGGAAUUUCAGCUGUGAACCACAGAAUACAAAUGAUCAUAUUAACAAUUUGGCUGAUGCUGCUUUUUUGGGGGGGAGCAACAGCAUACAAGUGAUUGUAGCUUUAACUCCUGAAGGGACCACACAUGUUCCCAACCUAAUCUCCCUGUUUUACUGAGAUGGGUUCAUUCUCCAACAGACAGGUGUGAGGCUGAAUGUAGGGAAAGAGCUCAACAGAGGCUCAUCUCCUCCAGCAGUGGACCAGAAAUGUGUCAAUGAUUAGGAAAGAAUUAAAGCUUUAGGCUGAUAUUGAUCCAAGUGGAAGAGUACCAGUCCAAUCUAUUAGUUAAGGACCACACUGCUAACGAGGCUCAGCUACAACCACUAAUGGAGGCUAAAUUUAUUGCACUUCCUUUAUUUCACUCCAUCUUCAGUCUUUAAAGAGGGAUCCUCAACAACCAACCAAAAGCUACAACCUGCUAGUUCUGUGUAUAAAGUCUAAAACACAGUUAUGCCUGACUUGUUACUGCAGUUAUUAGUUAGUUAUUAGUAAUCAGUUAAAGCUUCAGUCACACUAGAGAAAAAAACCAGGACAGCUACCUGUUUGUGACAAGGAGGAUCAGCUGUUGAUGGGCGACUGCACUGAACUUGUUCCACUUACAGUGAGUCGGUGCAAUCAGCUGGUUGCCCAGAGAUUGAGCAGCACUCAACCUCUGCUUAACCACUUCCAGUUGUAAGGCAGUUGCACAGGUUGACAGGUUGCCCGUCGAGCAGCAACUUGUCUCCAAACAGAGUCCAACUCUGACUGUAGUCGCUCUCAGACAGAUUAGAUUAUUGCAAUCAGUCUGCACAGAUGAGCACAACUUGACAUAGUUGCGACAGGGAACUCGACUCAAACAGUUGUUGCGUUCUGGUUAUAUUCCUACAUCAAAGCGAGACUGCCGAGCCCCCGCGUCAGGAGCUACGUGACUUUUGGUGGAGGAAUUUCUGAAUUCUGUUUCCAGUCUAUGAUCUUCUGCAGUUCAUGUCAAUUUCUGUGCAUGUAGACAGCAACAUACUUGUGACAGAUGGCAAAAGAUUUGAUAUUUUCACCGAUUUAUCGCCAUUAAUCCCUGUAUUAUCACAAACAGAUUGCACGUAUUUGCCAGUUUGACACCGUUCACAAUCGCAAAGUGACUCCCAGUUUUUUGCCAUCUUAUUGCACCAAAGUAGGAGACUGAGCAGUCGGACACCUGGUCGCCAUCUUCAGGGCUACCGUUUCAGAGUUUCCCUAGUGUGACUGUAGUGUGACGUGAUGACAUUUCAGUUUAGUAAAAAUAUCUAUUAUUCUGGUUUAAUUUGGGAGUAAAGAAGAUAAACUGUUACUCUCAACAAUGGCAAAAUUAACUUGUUGGCAGUUCAGGAAGAACCUUUAUGCCAUAUUUAAUUUCUGAAAAGCACACAGUGCAGUUGGGUUUUGUGGUUCUCCUCAGUAUCACACAGGCAGACUACCCCACUCCCACCCGGCAAAGCCCGAGAUUCACACAGUUUAAACAAACGAGCACUAGCAAAAAGGGAAUCUUUGCUAAUGAGAUUUUUGUAUUUAAAUGAGGAUCUUUUGACCAAAUAAAAUUGUAAACUACAUUACAGGUACGAUAGGGCAAAGCUUCAAAAACUAAAGUCUUGUAGUAUAGGGUCAAGUUUCAGUUUUGUGGGUUACCAGAACAAACACCCAGUUUGCUGGACCUACAAAUAAGGGCUUUCUUCCAUCACAUAAAGCAUCUGUCUGGUUCUUCUCUUGCUGGUUAUGAGCUUUUGUGAAAUUCCACUCAGUUCUAGUUCCCAUAGUAACCCACCAACUAAGGCGUCAAACACUUACUGGGGGGAAAAAACUACAAGAUUCAGUAUGAUUUGGCUCUAAUUAAGCCCCCACCCACAUGCAGAGCAAGUAAACAGGGUGAAACUGUCACGUCGGCUUUUCUGCCCUGAUGUCAGAAACAAAAACUAUAUCUGUGACUUUGUACAGCACGUAAUGAGAUCAAAUCAACUGCCGGGUGUCUUAUAGUCGUUUCCCCACAUUUGUUGUGCUGUGUCAUUAGUGUGUAUACAUGUACAGCUUAUUGUGAAGUCUAUUUAAAAUCAUUACCUGACCGAACAAUAACGAUGUUUGUGUACAAUAAUGUACAGACUGACUCCUGAAAACAGUGUUUCUUGUGUCUUGUGAAUGAUUCAAUGUGAGCGAAUGAGGAAGUGCAGCAGGUAAAUGGGGCAUCUACGUGUGUGUGCCAGCGCGCAGGCUAUAGCUGCAUUUACAAAGCGGCAAAGUGAUUUUGAAGUCAUCGUGGCGCAUUAAAAACAAGAGACCACGCCGUUUCUACGUUUCCACAUUCGCCAUCAAGACUCCAAAUCAGUUUAUUAUGGUCUUUGUAAAUCCAGCACAUUAAGCAUGAAUUUUUAAGUUUUGGAUCAUUUGACCAUCGCUGAAUGUGUAUGGAAGACAAUGCGGAUGUGAAAUGGAAUUUUCACUUUGACAAAAACAAAAAAAGGAAAAAAAAAAAGGAAACUCAAGUGCCUCUAUUUGUGUCCGGUGGGAAUUGCUCUAUUUAUUUAAAACAAAGAAUGAAUCUAAAUGAUUUUCCAUACCAUAUUGGUAUAAAUAUGAGAUUGUUUUUCGUAAAAUCAAAUGUUUCCAUAAGCUUUUUACUGGCGUUUAUGAAGACACCAGGGUUUGGCUUUAAAAAAAAGAAAAAAGAAACAAACAAACGUGCGAUAAUGUGCCAAAUUAGCAUCUGUUGCUGUGUUUUCUCUUUUUGACGGUUUGAGCAAGUAUAGGUUUGUCUGAAAUGCCUGAAAAUUUUAAGUCAUCGCAUGCAAUAAAUGAUAGCUUCAGACCAAGAACUACUUGUGUCCAUUUUGACAAACAAAAAAAAAAGUAUAUUUCUUGUUACAUAAGUCACAUGCAGUGUUGAAAAGGUCGACGUCUCAUGAAAAUACACAGCCAUUUAAACAGUCUGAAACCUCAAGAACAUUAAACCUUAAAGAAAUAGGUGGACAUUUUGGGAAUAUUUUUCUUACUUCUGAGAAUAAAAACUCAUAUUUGUAUAUGACAUAUAGAACCUAAAACUAGCAGCUAGUUCAUGUAGAUUAGUAAAAAAUUUAAAAUGGAGAAAGGAAAAAUCUAGCUCAGUGAAUGUACAUACAAGAUUGACGUAACCACCCAACAGUCUUCAAAAACUACAGUUUUGAAGCUUUAUAUCUUUCUUUGUUUUUGAAUCAGAUGUGACUGUUUUAAAAAAGAAGAGGCUAAGCUAGCUUGUGUAGUUACGAGCUAGCCUUUUUAGCGAGCUAUAUUGACAAUUCACUGAUAUAACUGGGAAGCUAAUACUAGCUAUUGCUACUAGCUUAAAACAAAGUAGGUGAAAACCAUAUCAAACAAGUGGUUAUGCCCCCUAUACAUAACUUGCUUUAAUACAACAAAUAAAAAUCAAAUGGUUUACAUUUGAAUGAAAGGUAUCUCUAUUUUUGUUGUACGCUAAAUUUAUGCUUUUUAAAUGAUAUAAAAGAUGGACAUAGCUAACAUGAUAUCCCAUUUUACAUCCUAAACAUUAGCGUUUUCACGAUUUUAGUUUCAAAAUACUAGAUGUCACAAGGACGGGUGGGUUUAAACAUGAAACCACUUGCUCACUGGUGAACUACUUGUUAAUCAUAAAUUAGUUAGCUAAGUAAGUUAGCAAACGAGCAUAACCAAAUUAUCCUACACAUCCAAACUUAGUAUAACCAAGACUUACAUAAUACAACAUACGGUAACAGCAACCACAGCUAGUGCUGCCUGGUGGCCUUCAGAGAGAAUGCAGGUCUAAUGCUUAAUUUUUUGACCUAGAAGCUACGUUCAUGUUUUAUAUGUGUAUGUUGAUGCUAGCUACAUCUAGCGUUUUACUGUUUAAACAUUGGAAAUAAGACUAUUUCCCAAAAUGUCAAACUGUUCCUUUAAAAUGGACUCAUGGUUCUUCAUCUGAACGACUAAAAUGCUUACUAAUCACCAUUUAGACAGCUGUCCAAGCUCCACUUCCUGUUGCUUAACAAUAACGCUUUUUACAGUUGUUUUCUGUAUUUAUUUGAGGUCUUGAAGCCAAAUUAGGAUUGUCCCAGCGAGCCACUGAACUUCUACAACAACCUGUAAACACUACCCACAAACCGUUUCUCUCUGACCUCAGUCGUUUCAAGUCGAUAGUUGGUCCGCAGUGUCGCUCAGUCCAAUUCAAUGAUGUUUGAUGUUGUUUUGUUUUAUGGUGAAACUGUGAUGUUACUAUAUGGUUAUUGUUAAGUUCACUUAAUGGUCCCUUAUUCUUCUUGUAUGCAGCGGUACAAUAUACAAUAAUAUGCUGUAAAAAGUCAGAAACAUUGCAUUUGUGACAUGGGAAAUAUCAGUUUCAUUCCACUAUGCUACAUGUCACAUGACAGCUAUGGUAAAUGUUGAAUUCAUGCAACAGUUUAUUUAUAUGCAAUGUCAAUAUGUGGGUAUAUUCUGAAACAUUUUGAAGACAGACUUUUCUCAGCAUGGCCUUUUAUUCUGCUGGCAUCUUAUUAAAUAUCCCAUUAGCUCCUGUUGCAUUAUCACAGUUGUCAACUUGUUUAUCAAAGGCAGAAACAUCAUCACUGCUGUUGUGAUUACAAUAGAGCUAAACACACUGAUUUAUUUUUUGACAGCAGAUGGUAGCAAACCGAUAAUACACUGAUAAUCUCUCCAGUAGUGACGAGUGUCUCUAAUAUUUGUUUGCAUUUCACAAAAUCACAGAUUCGCUUUGAUUGCCAAAACUGUCUCAUACAGUAAAUGAACUAGCAGGAUUUAAAAGGAUAAUAAAGGGUUUCAUUUUUUCUUCCCAAAUUCCUGUAAUCUACCAGAGAGAUGUUUUCUUUUCUUUUGUGUUCAUCCUCAUUCGUUCUACUGUCAGAGUCAUGCAGCAGUGUUACAAAUAAGAAUUAUCCAAUAAAUAAGAAUUUGUUGAGGUUAGUGGAAGGAGACGCUAAUAUGCUCUUCACAAAAACAAGAAAUAUGAUCGAUAAUCAAGAGAUAAACAACAAGCAUCUCUCUGACUGUUCUUUAGUAAAAAAAAAAAGUUGGCAUUUCUGGAAAUGUUCUGAUUUGCCUUACAAAGUGAUGAAUACAUCAGCACCACUCUCACGUCAGUGUAAGUUAGCCUAGCUUGGCAUUAAGCUAGAAAGCAGUGGAAAACUGCAUCCCUGUCUCUAUUCAAAGUUUAAAAACAGCUUAAACAGCUUAAAAACAGCACAAACUUAAAACUAAUACGUACAGC